CCCGCCGGACUUUUCGCUCCUGCCGAGGAUGAGGCGGCCGACGCGGCGGCUGGCGCUGUCUCUGCUGGGGGUGCUCUGGCUCGCCGCCCUCCUCCUCUUCUUCUUCGGGGCGCGGAGGAAGUUGGAGGCGCCGGAGCCCGAGGGACACACGCCGGAGGAGCCGGAGGCGGACUGGGACGACCUGUGGGAUCAGUUUGAAGAGCGGAGGUACCUGAGCGCCCGGAGGUGGAAGGGCGGCGAGGACCCGUACCGGCUGCAUGCCUUCAACCAGCGCGAGAGCGAGAGGAUCCCCAGUGACCGCGCUGUCCGCGACACCCGCCACCACAGGUGUACGACCUUGCACUACAGCCAGGACCUGCCGCCCACCAGCGUGGUCAUCACCUUCCACAACGAGGCCAGGUCCACCCUGCUGAGGACAAUCCGCAGCGUGCUGAACCGCACCCCGGUGCACCUCGUCCAUGAAAUCAUACUCGUGGAUGACUUCAGUGAUGACCCUGAUGACUGCCGCUUGCUGGGCCAGCUGCCCAAGGUGAAGUGCCUGCGGAACGGCCGGCGGGAAGGUCUGAUCCGAUCCCGAAUCCGAGGGGCAGACGUGGCCACGGCAGGUGUCCUGACCUUCCUGGACAGUCACUGCGAGGUGAAUAAGGACUGGCUGCUCCCCCUGCUGCAGAGGAUCAAGGAGGAUCCCACCCGGGUGGUCAGUCCUGUUAUUGACAUCAUCAACCUGGACACUUUUGCCUACGUGGCAGCUUCCUCAGACCUCAGGGGAGGUUUUGACUGGAGUCUGCAUUUCAAAUGGGAGCAGCUCUCCCCGGAGCAGAAGGCCAAACGACUUGAUCCCACCGAGCCCAUUAAGACUCCCAUCAUUGCUGGGGGGCUGUUUGUGAUCGACAAGGCCUGGUUCAACCACCUGGGCAAGUACGACAGUGCCAUGGACAUCUGGGGUGGAGAGAACUUCGAAAUCUCUUUCCGUGUGUGGAUGUGUGGGGGGAGCCUGGAAAUCAUCCCCUGCAGCCGUGUUGGGCACGUCUUCAGGAAGAAACAUCCCUACAUCUUUCCAGAGGGAAAUGCCAAUACAUACAUCAAGAACACCAAGCGCACGGCCGAGGUGUGGAUGGACGAGUUCAAGCAGUACUACUAUGCUGCCCGGCCUGCAGCCCAGGGGAGGCCUUUUGGGAACAUCCAGAGCAGAGUGGAGCUGAGGAAGAAGUUGAAAUGCCACAGCUUCAAGUGGUACCUGGAGAACGUUUAUCCCGAACUUCGGAUUCCCGAGGAAUCGCUCUACCAGACCGGGAUCAUCAGGCAAAGGCAGAGCUGCCUGGAGUCACACAAGUCUGAAGAGCAGGAGUUCCCCAUCCUGAGCUUGAAUCCUUGUAACAGCACCAAGGGCACAGUGCCAAAGGCACAGGAAUGGACAUACACAUACAACCACCACGUGCGCCAGCAGCAGCUCUGUCUGUCUGUGUACACGCUCUUCCCUGGUUCCCAGGUGCUGCUGUCACCUUGUAAAGAAGGUGACAACAAGCAGCGCUGGGGCAAGGUGGGGUCGCACAUCGAGCACAUAGCCACACGCUUCUGCUUGGACACUGAGAGCAUUGGGGACACCCACGAGAGCAUCAGGGAGCUGGUGAUCAACCCCUGUGAGAGCACAGCCAUGAGCCAGCGCUGGGACAUGCUCAUGUCGUGACCUGCUGCAGGACGGGCACCGGGACGUGGCCAUGCGCGGCUGAGGUGGCACCGGAUGGGGCUCGGAUCCAAACCCUGCAGGAGAAGCAUCCAGAUAAAAAUGGGACACUGCACUCCAGGUGGAACAGCAGAUGGUGACCGCCAGGCAUGCAGCUGGUGAUGGUCAAGGAGGAGGGAUGGCAGAAAAACAAGGCUGAAGUGUUUUAGAGGGGUAUUGGGGUACGCAGAACCUCAGCGUGCACAGCAUUGAUUAAUCUCCCUGGAAACACAGGUAGAAGAGCCUUUAAUGCCUAAAGGAGACUUGGGCUGAGGAAAACAAGCAUCUCAGUAGCUCUUGGGGCUUGAGGUGGGUGCACAAGGUGAGAUGCGCCAAGGGAUGCUCAGAAACAUCGCCAGGGAUCAAGUGGAAGACUCUGAAUUAUUUUUGCACUUUGCUGUGAAUGUUUCUGUUUUCUGCAGACAGCAUGGGUGGA
Melospiza georgiana is the source of this 2159-nucleotide messenger RNA. It is a transcript of the gene GALNT14, whose product is annotated as polypeptide N-acetylgalactosaminyltransferase 14. Lineage: Eukaryota; Metazoa; Chordata; Aves; Passeriformes; Passerellidae. Gene Ontology annotation, cellular component: Golgi apparatus. Bases 29 to 1687 code for a protein of 552 amino acids. The transcript has 15 exons. The record is from RefSeq and is a predicted model, not a curated record.